GCUUCGGCCCGCCCCCGGCGGCGCCCGCGGAGGGCGAGAGGCGCACCGACCCGGCGGACGGCGGGGCCUACAGCCUCGACGAGUUCGUCGAGGUCUACGGCGGCUCCCGGGAGCGGCCUCCGCCGAACUGGCUCCAGGCCUCCGCGCCGGCCGAGCAGGGCUACGCGGCGAGCCUCCCGGCCUCCGUGCCCGCCAGCGCCGCGGGGCCCGAGUGGGGCGCGCCGUGCUCGGGCCAGGGUGCUCUGGCGGCCGCCGAGAGGCGCAUCGACCCCGCAGACGGGAACGCGUACACCCUCGAGGACUUCGUGGACGCCUACGGCGGGUCUUCGACUGCGCCGCCCUUCCAAUGGCACCAG
Prorocentrum cordatum is the source of this 356-nucleotide messenger RNA. NCBI's taxonomy places the organism in Eukaryota, Dinophyceae, Prorocentrales, Prorocentraceae. The record is from the annotation of a GenBank genome assembly.